AUGUCUGGUAUCCUCUCCCGAGCCCCGAGUUCCGAACCGUCCAACAUGCCGACAAUGCAGAGCCCGCAAAGUCAAAUGCGAUCAACCGCCGGCGCGGACGUCACGUUUGCUAGCCCUGAUAACACUUCCUCCUUCGAUCCUACUCUCACCGAGGCGGGCACAAAGCGCCGACGUAUCCGGCGGGCCUGCGAGCACUGCAGAGCUACAAAAACUAGGUGCUCCGGUAACUCUCCUUGUGCUCGGUGCCGCAUUCGUGGCUUGUCCUGCGACAAUGCCCGCACUCAAGCGGCAUCGAGCCGUGCGCCAGGACAUGAUCGUCCAGGGGCCAGUCCGAUACCUGACCGUCAAGUUUUGAAUGCCGACUCGGCCUGUGGGAAGACUACACCUGGCGAUGCGACAUCUGUCAUGAAGCUCGAUCCGGCAGUUGUCCGGCGAUAUAUCGAAGCCUAUUUCGACUAUGCGACCCCCCUAUCAUGCAUCUUUCUACACAGACCGUCGGUGCUUGCUGACUGGAGUCAGGGUAAGCUCGACCCCGUCUUAGCCCAGGCUAUCUCCGGCAUAGGAUUCCUUCUCCUGUGUGAUGAAUCUCCCUCCAAUCUAUCUGGAGAGGAACCAUCUUCAGCACAUGACUGGAUGAGCGAGGUCCAGCAGCGAUUAUUAGCUCGGAUAAGUCGAAUCUCCCUCGCUCAACUCCAAGCACUCAUCCUCGUCGUUCAAUACCGCUUCAGACACGGUGAUAGGAGCGAUGCGUGGAACCUACUCCCAGUAGCCUCGCGGCUAGCUUUCACCAUGCGACUCAACUAUGAGCUCCCCAAUCCGGAGCCUAUUGUGCAGGAAUCUCGGCGCCGUACUGUAUGGGCAGUUUGGCUUAUGGAUCGAAUUUUCUCCGGCGGCAACGUAGAUUUAACCGUGUGUCCGAAAGAGGCGAUACACAUUCGCUUACCAUGCAGUGACUAUGGCUUCCAACGUGGAAUAGCCUCUGUCACUCCGAAAUUGGAGUCUCCAACUUCCCUUGUUGACAGUGCUAGCAUGGAUAUUGUUAGCUAUUAUAUUCUGCUUCUCGACAUUCGUGAUCGGAUUCUCAGGACUACAAAGAGCAUCAUACGAGAAUGUGCGAACCCGGCGAUGAGGAAGCACGAAUUAGAAAUGCUACAAAACGAGUUGUUCGAGUUCGAGUCUAGUCUCCCAACAGAUUUCAGGCUGAGCACAAAGCGACUCCUCCUUAAGACGCACUCAACCGACGCCGGCGGUUACAUUACCCUCCAUAUUCAGUGGUUCCAAUGUAAUUGCGAUUUGCAUCGUCUUUUCAUACCGGGAAUCCGCGAAUCUGUCGGCAAAGAUAUCCUCGACAAUACCCCUCCCGACCUCGUAGACGCUUGUCAGCGUGCCUGUCUCUCCAACGCUAUCCGGGCCUGUAACUUUCUAGCGGAGCUUGACUGCCUAAACUACUCCGGCUCCCUUGGUAGUACUUUCCCCGCCGUUGCUGCGCAUCAGAUGGUCUGUAUUUUGCACCAUUUACACCAUCUCCUUCCCCCGGACGGGCCUGACGCCUUGCCUAACCUUAAACCCCGUCUUGCCCGCGCGAUAAACGUCAUAUCGCGCAAUCAGCUCCGCCGAGGAAAUGUAUUCGAUGGGAAACUCCUAGCGGACACCCAAUCUCUUGUCAUUGCGUUCGGGAAGAAGCGUGCGCCGCAGUCUAACGGCGGCAAAUAUCGGAGGCGUAACCCUCAAUACCUGCCAUCAAGCGGCUCCUUCUUGGACCACUUCGACGAGACCUCCGAGGCAGCUCAGACAGAUAUUUUAUCAAAAGAAGAACAGGAUGACCAGAGUAUUAAUUGCAACGACGGUGGCAGUGGAGGAACCGAUAGCGAUAAGAGCGACAUGACGCCGCUAACCGUCCAAGAAGUCCGUGCAAUUGAGGGUCUCAUCUCGUCAAGUCGCAGCUACAUAAUGCCAUCGUCAUCCGUGGACCCACCGCCAACGCAGCCUGCUUGGCUAAGUCCCCUGUCUUUCAGAGACUCGGACAUCGCUGUGCGCAACACUAACAUCAAUGUCGAUGAAUCCGAGGCUAGAGGGGAUUUGGGAUUCAUAGCCCAACAGGAGCAAGCAAGUUUUGAGUCAUGGGACCCCCUUAAUGCAUAUAUAAAUGGCUACUAUAUUCCAGAGUUUACAGCCAUGUUUUCGGCGUCGGAAAUCUGA
Molecule: messenger RNA, 2199 nt
Organism: Scedosporium apiospermum
Lineage: Eukaryota; Fungi; Ascomycota; Sordariomycetes; Microascales; Microascaceae
Exons: 3
Coding region: 1-2199 (732 amino acids)
Biological process (GO): regulation of DNA-templated transcription; DNA-templated transcription
Cellular component (GO): nucleus
Molecular function (GO): DNA-binding transcription factor activity, RNA polymerase II-specific; zinc ion binding; DNA binding
Source: RefSeq, a predicted model, not a curated record